This is a messenger RNA of Nilaparvata lugens (brown planthopper), 2834 nucleotides long. RefSeq lists its product as uncharacterized. The transcript has 5 exons. Lineage: Eukaryota; Metazoa; Arthropoda; Insecta; Hemiptera; Delphacidae. The coding region runs from base 1105 to 1965 and encodes 286 amino acids. The record is from RefSeq and is a predicted model, not a curated record.
AAUCUUGAUAAAUCAUGAAUGGAUCUAAUGCAUAUGAAUAAGAAAUCCAGUUCAGAGCAAAUCAAAUUAUAAUUUUUAAAAAUGAUUCAAAAAUUUCAGUUCACACCAGAACAAAUAAUCAUACAUGGACCAAAUAAUAUAGAUUGAACAUGAUUGAGGUUACAAAUAUGUUUGAUCUGUUCAUCAAAAUAGAUUCAAAAGCUUUCACAGAAACUCAGAAAUUAUUGUUUCAAAUCAAGAUCAAAAUAUAUAACUUAUAAAUUAUGAAUACUUAUCUAUCGUUUACAGGUUUCAAAACAGGCUUAUGGCUUUCAACAUUAAACGAGAAAUUCAACACAAAAUGAAAAGAAAAAUUGAAAUCUACAUUUCAUGUAUGUUCAAUAACAUCAAUAAACUUUACAAAAACAUUCAGAUCACAAAUAAAACAUCUUAACUUACAAUUAUUUAGGAAAAUUUCAACAGCAACCAAACACUCCUAACAUAAGCCAGCAAUUAAAAAAAUGAGAGAAAUGCCUGGCAGAACAUAUAAUUGAUUGCCAAGUAAUAAAAAUUACAAAUUUACAAGUUUCACUUAUUAUACUCAAUAAAACUUUAUUUAAAAACGGUUUUGAAAUUUUAUUCACCCUUUAUGUUGUUUAAAAUUAUUUGUUAAUUCAGAAAUAGAACUUUGUUACAGUAGUCAACACAAAUGUAUCUGAUAAAUUACCGUUUAAAAAAGUUAAGUGUGCAUAUCGAUUACACCGAUAUUUGCUAUCAAGUUUUUGAUAUUUUGAAAUAUCGAAUUGGAGAUUCAAUUUUAAUCGAGAAAAUUUAAUAUUAGGCCUACAGUAUGUGAAUAAUUUUGUUUUUUCUGCUACAAAUUAGUUUUACAAUAUUAAUUGUAACAAUUCUGAUUCUUCUGUAAGGAGAUCGAUUGGUUUAUUCACGAAGGUGGAAUGGGAAGAUUGUAAUGAAUAGCCGGCCCUUAUCUACCAGAGGUUUUUUGUUGCUAGGGCAAUAUCAAACAAUACACCUUCCUUUCCAACGGUUCAAUCGCAAAAAUAUGAAGGAUUCAGCAAAAAAACGGAACAAUAGGAUGAAGCUAUCAUUGCACUAACUCAAAUAAUGUUGUCUAGGAGAGAAAAUUUAUUGAUCCGACCAUGGCAAGAGAGGCGUUAUGUUAAUCACAGAAAAAAGGUUGAUGGAGCAUUGCCUGCAAUAGAUGUCAGUCCACCAACUGAGAGAGCUCAUGUCACUUGCAAGUUGAAAAAACUGCAGAAGGAAGCCGAACGUUGCUCUAGAAUAGAAAAAGACAAUUUCACCCUUUUACAGCACCUGAGCUCUAUUAUGCAUACUAGCAGAGUGGAUAAUAUGUGGAUUGAAGCUCCUCCAAAUUUUUCGAAUAAAGUUGGAAUUUAUGCAGCACAUCCGAAUCGUUUGCAGAGAGUUUCACCCACUACUAAACUAAAUCCAGCUUGCAGUAGAAAAGAGCGUUGCUAUGGAUGUAGCCCACAAAGGAUUCCUCAACAGAUGAAAAUCCCAGAGGAAAGAAUACCUUGGGAGCCUCCUCGUCAGAGUGUAUCAGUAAAACCAUCUAAGACUAAGGAAGACUCGAACAAAAUGAAGAACUUAUCCAGAUGUGAAGUUGACAUUCCGGAAUUUAGAGGGAAAAAAUGGUCCCCACCUCUUUCUGAGCCAUCCGCAAACUCGUCCAUUAAAAAAAGCAAUAGCAACUCAGCUUCUUCCAGAUCAUCUAAUCGGAAAUCGUCAAGACCAAAAAGCGAGAAGUAUACUGAGAAGAACCUUCCAAACAUAGAAACUCAAAGCAUUGUUCUCUCAAGGGGUGCUCUCCAUCUGGCCGUGAAUUUUCCAACGCACACGACCGUCAUUUUGAAGGAUGGCAGUCGGCAAAAGGUUCUUCAGUCAGAGUAUUGCCACUGUGCCGCAAUGCCACCAACAACGCCCCCGCCCCCGCCAACCAAGUGAAAACAUCGUCAUUUUAUAUUUUAUAGAAACUAACUAGUGAUCAUUUUCAAAACACAUUAAUUAUAGACAACAAUGAGAUUCAAUAGAGUUGAUUUAGAAUUCUAGAUUCAAGUAGUUUCACUUCAUAAUUAUUAUUCAACAAAAAACCUAAUUGAAUGCUGUAAAUCACCCCGAAGACUUCUGCUACUGCAAAUGAUUCCAUCUGUAGUUUCACUUCUAAAAAUAGUAUUUUUCGACUUUUAUAAAACUAGGCAUCACAUUAUUGAAGUAAAGAAUGAUCUUGAAAGUAUACUUUUUAGUGUUUUGGUAUAAUCCUAUUUUAUAUUUUCCUAUUUAUCCACUAUCAUCUACCCUAGUUUCAAAUAUAGUAAACAAAUAAAUUAAAAAAUGACCAUGAAAAUGUUUUCUAUAUGUUUUAUACGAGGCGCGUUCAUAAAGUAAGAGCCAUUUGGUCACAGAAAAAAAUAUACUCAUAAGAAACAAAUUAGUUAAUAUUUAGUUAGGUACAAUCUUUCUUUACUCCUCUACAUAAUCGCCGUUCACUUGUGAACAUUUUUCGUACCGCUGCCCUAGCUUCUUUAACCUUCCCGAACUUGCCGCCUGAGAGUGGAACCAGUUGACAACGGCAUUUUGAGUCCCUCUUCGGUUUCAAAGCGUUGUCCACCGAGCCACUGUUUAAAAUGCAAGAAGAGGAAGUAGUUGCUAGGUGCAAGGUCGGGAUCACUGUCAUCUGGCAUAAUUCUCCUCCACGAUACCGCGCGUCCUCACACUGCUGCCAAAACCAUUAAGAAAAUUCAAGAUUUUCGUUGGGAAAUUUUUGACCACCCACUCUACAGUCCCGACCUUGAACCUAGCGACUACUUCCUCUU